Molecule: messenger RNA, 975 nt
Organism: Symbiodinium natans
Lineage: Eukaryota; Dinophyceae; Suessiales; Symbiodiniaceae
Source: the annotation of a GenBank genome assembly
AUGGAAGAUCUAUUUUCACUUCCGUUCGAGGAGUGGAUCCAGCAACCACAGGUCAUAAUCGGACUGGUGAUGGCCGGGAUCACUCCGUUGGCUAUGCCGGCGUUGGUGCGUUCAGAAUUCUGUCUCAACAGUUGUUCAUCACACGGCUGGCACAAGGACCGCACAUACAACAUGGAGGUCGUUCGUACGACAGGACUUCUUUGGGAGGGAAGCUGCCUCUUCUUGCUAGUGUAUGGUUGUGCCAAGUACACCACGGCUUGGGCAAUGGUCGGAGUGUUUAUCUAUUCCUUUGUGAGAUCCAUGGCGAUGAUUGCUGUGACUUACGUCCUGGCCAGAAAAAGAAUGGCGCAGGGUGUCACUGAAGACACUCCACUGGAGCCUGUGAGCGUGUACACCGACAUUGAAGCCGGCACAUUCCUCAAAUGCCUGAGCGUAUUCGUGCUUCAGAUGCUGCUCUACGUGCUGCUCUUGCGCUGGAUAGCUUCGAAGUCCUUCAUCGAGGAGGAUGCGACAGACGAGGAGCUGGCACGUUAUGCGGCAGGCUCCAUAGUCGCCACCGUUCAGCGGACGAUGAGCCAAGGGUUCCGUUCAGGUGAGCUUGAAGCAUUUUGGAUGACGUAUUUCUUCGGGUGUGAGGGAAAGUACCGUCGACCGUAUCACUAUCCAAAGAUGCGCCUGGUGAUGUCGUGGAUUGUGAAUGACCUUCUUUCCACCUCCGUCUUCCUUCUGCUACCUCUCGUAACCAUGGGUUCCGACAAUGACAUGGAGUUUGUCAAGGACUGCACGGCAGUUCUUUUCAUAUCCCAGUUGGACAGUUUCGAGGCAGACCUGGGCGAAGGGCAUUUCUUGCAUCCAGAUACAGGAAACAGAGACAUCAAUCCGGAUAGCGAAAGCAGCGACGCCGCUUCCCCCAAGGCUGCUGCAACAGACGUGGGAGGAGAUGCCUUGGAGCAAUCCAAGCCAGUCCAGCUGUAG